AGGGGGGGCCAGAUAUAAAAGCCUUCCGUCCAGACGGAACAGAUUGGUGACAAAUUCAAGUAGAAGAAGAAAACGGUGCCGGAUAAAUAACACUUUGGCUACAACCAUUUCCAUUGAAGUCUUUCUUGGCUCAAGUCAACAAAGGCAUCACUACUCAAUAAAAAUUUGAAAACAAAAAAAAAACUUUCCCCCAUAAGUGAAAAUGCAGCGUGACAAUCGAAGCCGGAGCAACAGCAGCAUCCGAAGUAUGGCAUCCAAUUCGAGUGAUGUCGACACCUCAGAGUUCGAGGACAAUUCGGAAUUUUCACCCGAUUCCGACGACAACGAUACCUCACGGCACGACGAUGAUGUUCCAGCAAAGAAAACGGUGGUGGUGAAGAAGGAGCCGACGUCAUCUUCAGGACGUUCAAGUCACGAAGAAUCGGAAGGAAUCAAAGCAGAGAGUCCAUCAACGGUGUCGGGAGGUACUUCAUUACAAUUCCGCAAACGGUUGAACCCCUCAAAGAAUCGAGGACUCCAAUCACAGUCAACAUCACCACUGGGAGGCCGCCUAGCACAAAGAUCGACGACGUCGGAAGAAUCCGGCCGUCCGUUGAUCGUCUUCCCACGCAAGACAUUUAGCAACAGCCGCGAACGCUGGCGUCAACAAAAUGUUAGCGGCGCGUUUUCCGAGUUGCGAAAACUAGUACCGACGUAUCCAGAAACCAAAAAGUUGAGCAAGAACGAGAUCCUUCGGUUGGCCAUCAAGUACAUCAGACUCCUAAGUAACGUCUUGGAAUGGCAAAAGCAGCAAGAAAAUGUGAUGCAAACUGUGAAACAGCAACAGCCGCCAGUUAUUCGACGUUUGGCAAGUCGACACAAUCAAAUAUCUACUAGUAGUGAGACAAACGACAACCCGGAACACUUCACCAUUGACCCACGGGAUUUGACCCUACUCAUGGAUCGUCAUAACUCCUCGCACAUGUGAGUUAGCUAUUAAAUGGUCGACAAUUAUUACCCUUCGAUUUUCCUCUCAAUUAUUUGUUAUCUGUUGUAUACUCGGUCGCGACGGAUGUCCGUCAACUUGUGCAAACCUAAUUCAAGUACACAAUCAAUUCAAGCUCUUA
This is a messenger RNA of Daphnia pulicaria, 1106 nucleotides long. RefSeq names its product twist-related protein-like. Lineage: Eukaryota; Metazoa; Arthropoda; Branchiopoda; Diplostraca; Daphniidae. The transcript is spliced from 4 exons. Gene Ontology annotation, biological process: regulation of transcription by RNA polymerase II. Gene Ontology annotation, molecular function: protein dimerization activity; RNA polymerase II cis-regulatory region sequence-specific DNA binding; DNA-binding transcription factor activity, RNA polymerase II-specific. The record is from RefSeq and is a predicted model, not a curated record. Bases 203 to 967 code for a protein of 254 amino acids.